Molecule: messenger RNA, 5736 nt
Organism: Megalobrama amblycephala (Wuchang bream)
Lineage: Eukaryota; Metazoa; Chordata; Actinopteri; Cypriniformes; Xenocyprididae
Gene: cacnb2b
Product: calcium channel, voltage-dependent, beta 2b
Exons: 14
Coding region: 1385-3256 (623 amino acids)
Biological process (GO): chemical synaptic transmission; neuromuscular junction development; calcium ion transmembrane transport
Cellular component (GO): voltage-gated calcium channel complex
Molecular function (GO): protein binding; high voltage-gated calcium channel activity
Source: RefSeq, a predicted model, not a curated record
UGAAGUCUAUGACCACCAGGAUGUUGCUUUAUGUGUGAUGAUGAUAUCUCAAUUUAUUUUCUGAAAUCCCAUUUAUAAGUAUUCAAGGAGAAACCUCUGAAUAUGAUAUUCUUCUUUUUCAAUCUAAUGCUUAUUUCAAGCCUAUUUUCUCAGCUUGGCAUUAUUUCCAUCUAACCAACGAGGCGUAAUUUAUUCUCUCAAAAGGAGAUGUUAAAAACCCAUCUCUGAGUGUGACUGAAUUGUUCGCCUCAGUGUUCCUCCUACAGAUUUCAGAAUAGAGCUUAAUUUUAAUUCAUUCCGUUUAAACUUGACAGUCAGCAUCUGAACAGAUGCAGCAAAUGAAAUUGCAUGAGCUCUCGCUCACCUCCUCAGCAGGGGACAACAGAGGGAGAGGAGACAGCAAGGACAGACACUCAGAUACAGUAUAUAGAUAAAGAAGAGGAGUGGACUGACUGAUAAAGCCUGCGAUAUAGAAAAGCAUCUGAGAUUCAUUGAGAGGAAGAAGGAAGCGCAUUUAAAUUCAGUCUGUGUUUCUCCUGCAUUACAAGCUCCACUAAGUGCUCUAGCAUGCAGUGUAGCAACAGGGAGCGAGGGAAAAUGGCAAAAUAUAGCCACAGAAAGGACACGAGGGGGUAACGCGAGGGGGUUAUCAGGAGUGCCCGUGACAACAUCAAUGGAAAAAGAGACAGAAAGAGCCUAAAUCCACAGGGAAGGGAUGCGGGAGGGGUUGUGGAGGUAGAGAAGCAGCAGAGACCAGGGAGGAGAGACGGCAGACGGUGGACUCCAGCCUCCUCUGCCUGUGUGGACUGGAGACAAGGCAACCCAGACGUGGCUCGCUUCUGGAUUCUGAUUGGCCGGAGUGGGCGGGGAGAAGCUGACGCAGAGAAAGUCAGGCAGGAAAAUGACAUUUACACCGUGUAUCAAUUUUAAACUCUGAGCCUGUGUCUGUCUUUGAAAAAAAAGGGGUGCGGUGGGAGGGGUGGGGUGGGGGGGGUUUGUCUGGGGAGGGCGUAAAUAAAUAAAGCGAGGAACUCAACGGGGGAAGAGCGGAACAAACAGAUCGCACACACCUGGAGCCAGCAGACUGUGAGCCUGUUGGUCUCAAGCAUCAGGAGGAUGUGAAUCACUCACUUUGACUGACUGCAUCCCAUUCAUCACUGUUUGUGGAGGAAUGUUCGCUUUUUAUCCGCUCUGUAAACCUACGGGCUGGACCAGAGGCUGUGUGGAACGGAGACAGUUACCUGCUGCUGCUGUGUCUCUCAUCAGACUGAUGUGAUGGCUGUCCCUUACAGAAAGGGAACCAGAGGCUGUGUGUCACAGAAAGAGUGAUUUAGACUCUCUUCUUGGCUGCACCAUCAUCUGGACCCCCCUGGAUGUUCUCUUGAUGUAUUGCUGUGGUCUGGGACACUGGCGGAGAGAACAGUCCACCUAUGGUUCGGCGGACCGUCAGGACUCAGGGGCCACUGAGGAGAAGGAGAAGAAUGCCCAAGUCCAGCUCGAGAAGGCCAAGUAUAAGCCUGUUGCAUUCGCCGUUCGCACAAACUUCACCUACACUCCUGCAGAUGAUGACAACGUCCCCAUACCAGGGCACGGGGUUUCCUUUGAAGCAAAAGACUUCCUACAUAUCAAAGAGAAGUUUAAUAAUGACUGGUGGAUUGGACGGCCUGUAAAGGAAGGGGGAGAGGUUGGUUUUAUCCCCAGCCCAGUGAACCUGGAGACGAUUCUGAUCAGGAGAGAGGUGCAGGCCAGGAAGGCCGCCAAAGCACUGGCCAAUAAAGCGGCUAGUUCUGCCAAAGAUGAUUUGAACGCAAAGAAAGCGGCUCCACCUCCAACAGUUCAGCAAGUGAAGAAGAAAUCGGGAGAGCAACUGGCUGCAUAUGACGUUGUGCCUUCCAUGCGUCCUGUGGUGCUCAUGGGGCCUUCGCUCAAGGGCUAUGAGGUUACGGACAUGAUGCAAAAAGCUCUCUUUGAUUUUUUAAAACACAGAUUUGAAGGAAGAAUAACUAUCACCCGGGUGACGGCAGAUAUUGCACUUGCCAAGCGGUCGAUCCUCAACAACCCCAGCAAACACGCCAUAAUGGAUCGCUCCAACACCCGCUCUAGUUUAGAUGCCGCGGCCCAAAUCCAAGGAGAGGUUGAGAGGAUUUUUGAGUUAGCACGCAGCCUACAGCUUGUGGUUCUGGAUGCCGACACCAUUAACCACCCUAUCCAACUAAGCAAGACCUCCUUGGCCCCAAUCCUGGUGUAUGUCAAGAUUUCAUCACCUAAGGUUCUCACAAGAUUGAUAAAGACCAGGGGAAAAUCUCAGACUAAACAUCUGAAUGUCCAGAUGGUGGCCGCAGACAAACUGGCCCAGUGUCCUAAUGAGCUGUUCGAUGUCAUCUUGGAUGAAAACCAGCUGUCGGAUGCCUGUGAACACAUCGCUGAUUACCUGGAGGCCUACUGGAGAGCCACACACCCUCCUGAAAUGGAACCUCCCAACCCCAUGCUGGAGAAACUGGCAGAAAACACACUCCCCACCAGCCCCACACCUGCUAAGGACGAACAGAAAACCAAGAAGACGGCUGCCACGAAAAGAAAAGGAUCUCAAGAGCACCAGCAGGAGCAUCUGCCCCAGGCUCAGGAGACGAGAGAGGAGGAGGAGGAGGAAGAGGAGGAGGAAGAGGAUGUGCAGGAGAAGGCCGAGGAGGAGGAGAGGCUCCUUCGUAGCGAGCCAAAGAGACACAGCCAUCACCAUCACCACCAUCAUCAUCACCACCGCUCCAGCACCAGCCGACCGACCGAGCCCCACAACAAACACCAGCACCACGUGCGCCACCAGCAGCACCCUGACACGGAGCAGCUUCCCACUAAAGACACUUCAUACACGGAGCCCCGGAGCAGGCGCGCUCUCCCGGACGAGGGCGAGCUGGACCAAACCGAGGUCUACCACAACAGGACUACAACUCAAAGGGACCAUAACCACCACCAUCACAACCAUCACCAUAGACAUCACCACCACCGCCGCGGCGGGACCACGGACAUUCAGCCGGAUUAUUCCCACCACGGGCAGCAGGACUACGAGCUGGAGCACAACGAGCACAACAGGCAACAGAGACAGCCGAUACAGCUGCGCUCGCACCAACAAUCACACCACUACGCUCACCCACACCACAACCACUAUCACUACCAGGGACGGGAAAGGGACAGGGACAGGGAGAGGGACAGAUGCGUGGAGACGGAGGAGUGGACUGAAGACAUGUACAUUCAUCGCUGAGAUGGACGUUGUUUUAAUGCUGCUAUGUGAUAUGCUGGCUACCGUGUACUCAGGAUAACAUGUUUUCUCUUUAUUUAUCCAUUCUGCUGAGUUAUUGCCUAUACUGGUCGACAUCUAACUUUCCUUGAUUUUGAGUCUGUCGUUCGUAUAAUUAGGUUUCCUUGGCUUUAUAUGCCUCUUGCUACAGUAUCAGGCCUGUGAUUACCAUAUUUUUAAAUGAUUUCAGCACGUUUGGUCCUUCCAAUUCCAUAUAUGGUUAAAUCCCUCAUAUACAUACAUAUUUUUCAAAUAAUUUCAUGAAACGCACAUAUGCAAACUGGUCAUACCCAUUUCUUAUCCAUCUUUAUUUGUCGCCCCUGAGAAAGAUAACUCUUUAGUUUCUCUUUCUUUGUUUUAAAUUGGUCUUUUGAGGGACAUGUGUUGCAACACUAGUGGUAGGUAUGAAAAUAUUAAGAAAAUAAUUAACAAGAAAUAUUAGCAUUUACACACAAAUAGGCUGUAUGCAGGGACUGGGCAAAAUUCACUCUGCUGCUAUUAGCUGCAUUAAAAUUAGGCAAACUAAAGAACCCUUUUAUGGUUGUCGUGGGCUUCUCACCUCAAGGACUGAAAGGUCCGUUUUUAGCAACAUCGAAACAAGGACAGUCUAGUCUAGUAGUUUUUAUUUAUUUUAUCCACCUUGUUUUCAACAUUUUUGACUUGAAUGUGCAAGGCUUCCAUUUUUUUAGCUGUACGAAAACAAUGUGUUAUGGCGCUUGAUAUUGCAAACUGGUAUAUGUUCUCAUAUUUUAAUUUAAUGUAAUAAUCACAGAGCAGAUAAUUUUACUGUUCACUGUACUUUUUUAUUAAUCAAGUUAUUUACCUACAGGGGCUAUUGAAGCAGAAGUCUCGCACAUUCAGAGGAAAUAGCUUCUGUUUUGUAUAUUUUCAGUGUUAUAGUACUUUCACCUAUCCUUACUUAAAACAGAGACAAGAAGAAAUUUGUAGGUUAAUUUAACUGAAAAGUAUAAACGCUGUGGCACAACAGUUGACCAUUUCGACCAGCCUGACAGCAACCGGAGCUCAACCAAUGACUGGGUCUGGGGGCAGGCCUAUAUAUUUUUCUGACCAAUGGCAGAUUGUGUGGGGCGAGGUGUUCAAGAAGCUUGUUUGAAAAGUUAUUAUUUUUGUAAUUCCGUUUGCUGACACUAAGGGGCUGUUUACACGACAGCCUUUUCAAGUAAAAAUGGAAAACUUUUUGCGUUUUUGCUGUUAAUUUACACAAAGGCUUUUUGGAGCUUAAAAACGGAAGCUUUUGAAAACGGGUUUUAAUGUUCAAGUUUUUAAAGACGAUACCAUUAUCGUGAAUUUGUGAAAACGGUGACGUCAUGCACAUGCCUAUUACGUGUUCAGUCAAUAGGCACGUAGUUUAUCUUUACAAAGUGACAUCGCCAACUACUGGCCUGGUAGCAUAAUACAGCGUUUUUAGUCAUUUUCACGAAUCCGUAUGAACAGGAUUGUUUUGACAACGUUGUCAUCUGUAUAAACACAAAACUUUUCCGUUUUUAGUACAUCGUCGUGUAAACAUACCCUGAGAGCAAUUACGAACUUUAAAGUCAAUGUAAAUUAUCAUUUGCAACCUAUUUUAUUUUCAUAAUCUGACCAAUUUUAGGUGGAGACAUUUGCAAUUUCAUGUUGGCUUUAAUGUAUACAUUGUUCAGUGUUUAGUUUGGCCAGGUUUUGUAGAUAGGUUUUGCCAUGACAAAAAUUAAUUCAGUAAAUUUUAAUGUUAUUAAAGGACUGUUUGUGUCAAUACAAAGAGCUUUAGCUGAUAACAUAGUCAUGUUAAAUCAACUCUCGAGCCAUAUUACUGUAUGUGUUCUUUGCUCAUGCAAAAUUAUUGCAAAGGAUGUUUAUGAACAGUUUGUUUUUCCAUAUAUAUUAUAUACAAUGUGAUAAUUUUAGCCAACCAGCUGCAUGUAUUUAUAAUUUUCAAAACGUUUAAGUAUAUACAGUAUGUACAUCAAAUGGAUAUCAUUUUUUUCUCAACCGCAAGUUUCAUGUUCAUAAAGUAAAAAGGCACACUCAAAUGUCUUGAGCGAAAAAAGUACGAUGAUUGAGAAAAUACCUGUUGUGCAACAACAUGGUAAAAGUUUUGUUUCCAGUUAUGUUAAAAAUGGAAAGAGAAAGAUGGCAACGAUAUAUAAGCACUCAAAUCUGUAUAUAUUCUUAAGUCACCUGGAACCAUGACUUUUAUUUACAUUUUAUACCUUUAUGUUUCCUGAGUACUCUAUGCAUUAGUUUGUGACAACACUAUAGCUUGAAAAUUGUUUCUAUGCAUUUGUACAUACCUCAUAAAUGCCUUUGUAGAUACUGGACUGAUAAAACUGAGUACAGAUACUGCUGCACUGUAAUAUAGAUGUACAUCUGUAUUCAGUUGAUCUGACUGUAUAUUGUCUUUAUUGAAAUGUUCUUCUGAACCAAUAAUGCACACGUCAAAUUUA